This is a messenger RNA of Lolium perenne, 501 nucleotides long. NCBI's taxonomy places the organism in Eukaryota, Viridiplantae, Streptophyta, Magnoliopsida, Poales, Poaceae. The record is from RefSeq and is a predicted model, not a curated record.
GGAGAGCGAGAUGAGCAUCCAGUCCCCCUGCUACACCUCGCCGGCGGCGGCGCCGCCGCUGGAAUGCGACGACCUGCUCUCCGAGAUCCUCCUCCGCCUCCCCCCACAGCCUUCCUCCCUCCCCCUCGCCUCUCUGGUCUGCAGGCGCUGGCGCAGCAUCGCCUCCGACGCCGGCUUCUCCCGCCGCUUCCGCCGCCACCACCGCCGCAACGCUCCUCCCCUCCUAGGCAUCUUCCGCCAAGGUACCGACUACAUCGCCUUCCAAUCCACCAUGGAGCCCCCCAACUGCAUCCCGCCUGGCCGCUCCUCCAUGCGCGCUGCCGGACGCCCGCUUCUACUUCCUCGGAUGCCGCCAUGGCCUCGUGCUAAUAUUCCAGAAGACGCUGCAUCAGGUCCUGGUUUGGGACCCGGUCGCCGGCGACCAGCGCAGCUUUCCCGCGCACCCGGGGAUUGACUUUGACACAAACAAUACCCCGGCCGGGGCGGUGCUGCGAGACGCCC